Messenger RNA from Habropoda laboriosa, 1686 nucleotides. Its product is annotated as protein apterous-like. The coding region runs from base 1 to 1686 and encodes 561 amino acids. Gene Ontology annotation, biological process: neuron differentiation; regulation of transcription by RNA polymerase II. NCBI's taxonomy places the organism in Eukaryota, Metazoa, Arthropoda, Insecta, Hymenoptera, Apidae. The transcript is spliced from 6 exons. Gene Ontology annotation, molecular function: DNA-binding transcription factor activity, RNA polymerase II-specific; RNA polymerase II transcription regulatory region sequence-specific DNA binding. Gene Ontology annotation, cellular component: nucleus. The record is from RefSeq and is a predicted model, not a curated record.
AUGGGAGUGUAUGAGGAGCGCGCCCCUCCUACCACCGGCAUGCACUGGCAGCCGGCCAGCUCGCAGGAGCGUGGCAGCGGCUUGGCUGUGGGGCGUCAAGGGGGGCCCGGCAGCGCGGGGGGGCCCGGUGCAGUGGACCAGGCGAGGGACCUAAGUCCCUGCCUCCCUGCGUCUAUGGGCGACGCUGCACGACCUACCACCUUGCCGUGCAGUCCUCCUGCCGCCCACCACCACGGGCCCCAUCAUACGCCCCUGCAUCAGACCCAUUGUGGCACCAACAACAACUGCUACGACGGGCCCACCACCCCCUACGACUCCAGGGACUAUGAUUCUCCUGGAGGUGGCCAGGAGUACAGGAACAACAACAACAGCAACUUCGAGAACCCGAGCGACCUGAGCAUGCCCCCUCAGACCGCGCACCACCACCAUCAUCACCAUCACUCGCACCUCCAUCCGCAGACUCACUCGCAGGAGCAGCAGACCACGGAGCACUUGCACGCGAUCCCGAAGCUGGAGCCACCGCCCACCCCGCCGGCCCAGUCCGACGAUGUCCCGGGGGUGGUUUGCGCCGGAUGCGGCCUCCGGAUAUCCGACAGGUUUUACCUGCAGGCAGUGGACAGGCGGUGGCACGCUGCUUGCCUGCAGUGCUCCCACUGUCGCCAGGGCCUCGACGGCGAAGUCACCUGCUUCAGCAGGGACGGAAACAUUUACUGCAAGAAGGACUACUAUCGAAUGUUCGGCAGCAUGAAGCGGUGCGCUCGAUGCCAAGCUGCGAUCCUCGCGUCGGAAUUGGUUAUGCGAGCCAGGGAUCUGGUGUUCCACGUUCGUUGCUUCUCUUGCGCUGCUUGCGCGGUUCCUCUGACCAAGGGUGAUCAUUUUGGCAUGAGGGACGGCGCGGUCCUCUGUCGGAUGCAUUACGAGAUGGCGGCGGAACUGCAUCCUUCCCAGAGUCCUCCAGUUCCGGUUUAUCCACCUGGCCCUCACUAUCCCGGUCAACCAUUCCCCUCGCCAGAAUUCCUUCACCAUCAUCAUCAUCAUCCACCGCACCCUCACCACUCGAUGCAUCCGCAGCAUCCGCAUAGUCACGUGAGCCCGGUACCGCUUCAACCGUCGACGCCGUCUGUGCCCGACGCUGGCUCACCCCCCAAGGUACCGUACUUCAAUGGCGCCGCCGUGGUGCCGCCACCGAGACAGAAGGGCAGGCCUAGGAAGAGGAAACCUAAGGAUCUCGAAGCUAUGACCGCUAAUAUAGAUUUGAACGCGGACUACAUAGAUAUGCCCUUCGGCAGAGGAGGGCCGACGACUCCUGGCAUACCUGGUUCCAACAGCAGAACAAAACGAAUGAGAACGAGUUUCAAGCAUCACCAGUUAAGGACGAUGAAGAGUUACUUCGCGAUCAAUCACAAUCCAGACGCGAAGGAUCUCAAGCAACUUUCCCAGAAAACUGGCUUGCCAAAAAGGGUGCUGCAGGUCUGGUUCCAGAACGCCCGCGCAAAAUGGCGGCGCAUGGUGCUGAAGCAGGAGGGGAAGUCGGACAAGUGCGACGGCAGUGUGGACGGCGGUUCCCUUGGCGACCUUGAGCUUUAUGGGAACAGCACCGGAAGCGGUGGCCCGCCGAUGAGCCCUCCAUUCAUGCUGGGCGGUCCACAUAGUCCCGCGUCCUUGGCGUCCUUGGACUGCGCGUGA